Pseudo-nitzschia multistriata is the source of this 2325-nucleotide messenger RNA. The record is from the annotation of a GenBank genome assembly. Lineage: Eukaryota; Bacillariophyta; Bacillariophyceae; Bacillariales; Bacillariaceae.
GUCGUGUCUUGGUUCCGUGUUUUGUGUUCGGGACAUCUUCGAUCGGAUAGUUGUAAAACAAGUGCGAGAGGAGCUGGGAAUUCUSAGAGGUCUUCAAAACAUGUGGAAUGKAACCAAAUWCAGCUGGUUACUCGCGAUUCCGCUACAAGAAUGCAUCGACUKCCAAAACAAGUACACGAAUGRAAAGACCACUGCCCAAACCGACGAGCUGUCUUYCUUCGGAGAUCUUGCCCCUGGUGGAGGGAGGGGGCGACAGGAGGCACCCGAAUCGGCGGUGUCUCUUUGGGGAGACCGAGCCCCGGCAUUUUYCCUCGGACGACGGAAACKUUCGCCCYACGCGAUUGRAAACGAAACCCAGCSUGCAAACCGCUCGAUCCCGARAAGGGCGAAACKACAGCAACCACCAAUAAAACAACAACYGGAGCUUGCCCUCGGAGAGGAACCCGACGGACGGACCGAAUCAAGACCGCGACGCGAGGCUCCUGGGAACGCCCCGRUCCCCCUCUGGCARCCGCACCAUCKCGGGGACCGAACGSACUAUUCUGCGAYCCACAACGAUUCAUUCGAUGUCGCGUGGGACGACGRAGUGCUCCGGGCCCUCUCGUUCAAAACCAGUUGCCCGGGCCGUGGCGCUGUCGUGCUAUUGGUUUGUGAAAGCAUCCGGAAUCGGUUCUGCGCAACUCCCAUGCUAUUGUUUUGUACCSURCUUGUUGGUGUCUCGCAUUCCCGCACCCCUCGUGGGCAUCGGGAGGAAGAGCAACGGGUCCGGUCGUUACGCUACGGGCCUCCCGUUCGGCCCGGCCGGAUCCCCGGUCGGAUYCCCCCCCGCCAGGUCCCAGACCCCCCCGCAAAAGACCUCGCGGAUGGAACAGGUCACGGGUUCCGAUUCCAGCGUGUAGUUUCUCCAAAAGCCCCCGCCUUGCAGAGGCCCGGCCGCCGAGAGGACAAACUCCGGCAGGAUGCUGAACCUCCGAAAGAUCUGGCCAAUCCCGACCCUCCCGGACUCGACGAGGUCUUCCAGGUCCCUGUUGUGCACCUCGACGAYGGAAUCCGCCGUGCAGACCGUGGUGUUGCCAAACAUCACCAGCUCGACCCUGCGGUCCCAMACCGCGGGGGAUGCAUCCCCUUGCUCCGCCUUCCGCCGGCGGCAGUAGACSACCUCCACCACGACCGGGGCGUCGUAGUAGGAAGAAAAGAGGCGCUGGAGGUUUCCGUUGGCCGUGACGGCCAUCCGAUCCAGGGGGUUGGUGAUCCCGUAGGUUUGUGCGAGGGAAUAGCUUUCCGACGUCACCAGGCCGUCCCGGAAGAGCUCGUCGGCGUCGUCGACGGCYGGCGACAUGAUGUCCCCGAGGGUCCCCCCUCCCCCGGAGGCCCCGCCGAACGGCGGCGGYGGCGRAGCAAGGGUGGCACCGGUGCCGGAMGGAGCCAAAGCCACCGGCCCGCUGCCUCCCCCCCYGGAGCCGGGGGACGGAUCCGUGGCGUUCCCGCUCCCUUGAAAGGCUCCGCCGUUCUCGGCGUGCAGGACGCGCUCGGAGGGAGSUCUGGUCGGUCCCCCGUACGGCUCCGGCCAACCCGACCGGGAGCCCCCCCCGAAACGCCCCGCCCGGCCGGAGACCAGGGCCGAGACCGCUGCGGGAACAAGAACCCCCGGCUCYGGGCCAAAACGAAGGGCCCACAGCACCAGAGCGGCGACGGCGAGCGCACGCUCGAGCGACGGGCCCGCCAUUGCGAAUGGCUGCCGCGCUUCGAUGUCUCGAGGUGUCUCUUCGCGCUUGCCUUCCCSCGAAAGGCUUCGGUUGUGUUGGACCGACGAUUCGGGAUGGCGUCUCGUCUCGAGUUGCGCGCUCCGCUAGCUCGMUCCGAGUGCGAACAGAUCGAUCCACCAAUGGCAGUGACAAAGACGGGGCGUAGAAAAACAAGGAACCCGUUGGUCGGUUCCGUUCCGUUGUGUUUUGUUGAGUUGCGUCGUGUUGUGUUGUGUAUCGGUAGGGUAUGCGAUGUUGUGUGCUACUCCAUUCUACUUGUCUGCGAUUCGGUGCGAAGGGAAUGUUSUUCUGCCCCAAUCUGGUACGCUCUUGUAGUGUAUGAUGCGAUGCCACGCAAUCCGGAGGGGAAAGAACAACAACGCAAAAAGGUCGAGGAAGAGCACAACAGCUUUCGAGAACGAGAACGAGAACGAGACGAGAGAAUCUGAGCCAGAUGGAAAUGCGAUUUUUGUUCACAAAAAAAUGGUGGUUUGGGAUAGUUCGUACUACACACGUUACGAUUUCGUACGGUACGGUACGGUAGGAGUUGCGAGGAGGAGUUCUCCCUAGGCUAGAGCAC